This is a messenger RNA of Notolabrus celidotus (New Zealand spotty), 4647 nucleotides long. RefSeq lists its product as uncharacterized. The transcript is spliced from 4 exons. Lineage: Eukaryota; Metazoa; Chordata; Actinopteri; Labriformes; Labridae. The coding region runs from base 194 to 4234 and encodes 1346 amino acids. The record is from RefSeq and is a predicted model, not a curated record.
UCUGAGUGGAGACAGAGUGAAGGGAGGUUCUCGGUGUCCGCGGGUAGGCACAUGGCCCAUUUCUAACGGACGGAAUAAUGCGUGGACUUUAAAAAAGAGGAGGACUCCUGAUGUCACGUCUGCAGCCUGACCUCUGCGGGAGUUAAAGAAAAUUACCUCUUGGACCUGCUACAAGGCUCAACAGACUAUAAAGAUGGAUUCGUGUGCAUGGAUGAAUGGAUGGUGCCAACAGGUCGGACCAUCUAUGCAGUCCUCACAACCUGCUGCCUGGCAUAUUCAAGACUCAAUGAGGACUUGUCAGACCUCAUAUCCGUACAGGACAUCAAACACAGGAGCACCACCACCACAAGGUUCUCAAAGAUGGAACACAAACUGGCAGGCAUCAGCAGAUCGUGAUGAGGCGAUAUCCUCCAAGCAAACAUCUGCAGGGAUAAUGAAUCAUAACUACUGGAAUGUAAAUGGAAACUUUCAAAGUGGAAAUCCUCAUUUGAUGGCCAACAAUGGAUCUCGCUUUGCAGCUCAGCAAGGCCUUCCUCAAAACUAUCCUCAGAAUUCACUGGCAAAAGCUCCAUCCAUCAUGGGGACAGCAAAGAUGCAAAGCAGGUUCAUUUUUCAAAACGUUGACAUGGGGUCAGCAUACAAUACAGCUGCUACUUCAUUUCCAUAUGAGCAAGUGACUCGCUCUGACAAACUGGUGUCUUCCACUGCUCAUAACCUUAAUCACAGACGAAACAGCAUUCAGGAUGGAUUCUUUUCUUCCGUCCCACCACCAGAUUAUAUUACUGCUGCCUCUCAGUCUUUAAGAAACAAAAGCAAAACAAUAAACUCAUUAUCGAGCCAACACAUUUUCAGCACUCAGCCAACUCAGCAAAACCAUGCACAAGCUAACUACAGUGGAUGCUAUGACUCCGGCAGGUCAUCGAGAACACAUGGACUUCCUUUGAAUUCCUCUGAUGAAGCAAGAGAGCAGGUCAUUAUCGCCAGAAUUGCAGAAGAUUUGCACAAGUCAGUCACUGCUGAAUUAGAUGGUCGUUCUUCAGCUUAUCAAUCAGCAUACAGUGGGAAUCAGUUUGUCAGCCAGGACGGAGUGACAAAGUCCAAUCAUUGCACAGAGCCUGCUGUAAAUAACAACUCUUACAGCCUCCAGUCUUCACCUUUCAGUUCAGCACAGUCUUUGUCAAAAACCACCCACGCUGCAGCACACCACAGCAUGGGUGUAUCACCUCUUCAGAACUCGAAUAGUAUCUACAGCAGAGCUGCAGAGGCAGGCAUGGCAGCCAAUGCAGUUUCCCUCUCAAAAAAGGGAGUCUAUCCUUUUUCAGUCAAACUUCAAGGAAUGCUUGGAGCUGUCGGCCAAGGGAUGUCAAGUGAUAGCUCUGUCCAUUCGUCUCCUGGUUGCAUAGGCACCAGAGCUGUUGCUGUUGUGCAACCAUUGUCACAGGAAAGCCACCACCAGAAUGCAAGAGAGCACACCUCCUUCAACAUGAAAAAUCAACUGACUGAAUGCACUGCAACGGAUGAAUCUUUAUGCAAACUUCAAAGAAGGAAACAGGCAAAGAAAGAAAGACAGAGUAAGACUCAAUACAAAAUACCUGAGGAAGACCCAGAGAAGCCAAAGCAAACAACAUUCAACAAAUCUGAAACAAGUGCGUCAUCAGCAUCCAAUGAGUGGUUUUCAGAUUCAGCUGCAGCCUUGACACAAAAACAGUUAACAGAACCAGAGCUAGAUGCUAACACUCAAGUAGUUGAACAUGUUUCUCCAGCUGCUGAAGAAACAGCAGCUGCUGAAGUACCAGUGAGCCAGAGUGGGGAUAAGGACAAAACUGUAAAUCCAACUGAUCCUCCAGAGAGAGUUGUGAAGCUUUCUUCAAUCCCAACCAUCCAGUGCACACAUGGUACAGUACGAAAUAUCAUACACAAGCUCACUGAAACAUAUCAGGAUCACAUUAGAAGAUCCUCCGGUCAAGCUUUGUUCUCUGGAGAAAUGUUAAUACAAAUGUUUUGGAACGACGACCCCAAAGCCUCUACAAGUUGUAUGCAGACACCCUGGUUCAUUGAACUUCUCACUAAGGUGCAAGCUUUCUGCCAAGAGCAUGUAACAAAGGACACAGUCAUUAUGUCAGGAGUUGACGAAGCCAGUUGGAAGGCACUGGAGGGACACCAUAUCCUCAAACAUGAAGAAGUUUACACAGAACCACCCUACCAACCAUUUUGGCUGAACGACAAUGAGAAGCUAGAUGAUAUUGAAAGAGAGUUUGGCCUCCCGUGGCCUCUGAGGCGUCGCUCUCGAACACUAGAGAGUGACUUUCAGCUGGAUCAGGCUGAGGUAGUUGACAGCAUCUCUGAUCAAAUCAUCAGUGAGGUGUCAAACAUGGUCCUGUCCCAAACAGAGCAUGAGCUUGUUAAUGUCUAUGGAGAAAAAGCAGCCUGCACUGUUGAAACAGUUUCCACACUAACUAAUUCUGCAGGUAAAAAAGAGAGAGACAAUUCCAGCGACCCUUUUGGUGCUUUAGAAAUCAAAGUUUUGCCUCAAGAAGAGGCUCUACUGAUCCAUGAACAAACAGCAACAGGUGCUAAGAUCCAGUCGGAGAGAGGGGUGAGCAGCUCAGCAGGGGCCGAGCUACAGGAGGUGAUAAACGUCACAUUGAAUGACUCAUCGCAGGACGUCAGAGUGGACAGUCCCAUAGAACAGGUGUGCUGCAAUGAAAGGUUUAAAGAAAUCAUUUAUGGGCACAACAUGGCUUUGAGUGAAUGCAAGUGCCAGAGCGAGAAAAACCCUAACAAAAACUCAGACGGGGCAUUUGAGGAAGAAGAGAAGGGAGAACUGAAGAGUGCAGACAGCAAAUUUCACUCCAUGCAAGGGGAGAAUCCAGUUAAAGAUGGGGAGAGCAUCAACACACAAACUGUCAUAUAUGUUAAAACCAUUGACUCUAUGGAGAUUGGAGGAACAGACAGCAACCAGCCGAGCAGUGAGGACACGGUCGAUGGUCUCCUCAGCUGUGAAAACAGAACUCCUGAGCAGGUAGAAGAAGCUCAGGCGAGAUUCACAGGACGAAAACAGUCGAAUGGACUGGAGUUAAGUACGAGUGAAUCCAAAAAUCUGUCCCCAGGUGUGACUGAUUGGGAUAUGGGUCCUCUCUCCUGCAGUGACGGUGAAGGACAGAUUUCAGACCAGGAAGACAGCUUUGGACAGGCUCAGCUGACGUCGACCGAUGUGGGAGAGUCAUUACCCAGAACCAGAGAAGAAGCGGCUCAAACCAUAGCAACACCUGCCCUCCGUACUAUUUUCAACCUCAGCCGAAGCUGUGAAAAGGUUGAAGGAAAGCAGAAGACAUUAAAUAGUCAGGUUGGAUUCCUUCAUUCCCUCAAUAAAUCAAAGAGACCCUUUGUCAUGGACGCACUUUCAGAAAGUAAAAAGAGUUUAACUGAUGUGAAAGAAAGUGAAUCUUCAUCCUCAAAAUAUGGGACCGUGAAGCUGGCGUUAUUCGGCUCCACGCAACAUGCCAGGUAUAAUUCAGCUCUUGGCCUAAAGAGCCAAAAUUCAGCUACAGGAGCCGAGGCCAAAAGGAUCACUGGACCUCCAGAAGUCCUCUCUGUGAGUCUCAGACCUUUGAAGAGAAAGUUGAAUGAAUCUGUGCCUACAGGGGAACCUUCUGUCAAACUGCAGAUUUAUGAAAAAUGGCGUAAAAGUUUACCUCCAACUCAGAUUAGAUACAAAGGGAAAUUAAAAUCACAGAAGUUUCUGUCUUCAUCUGGAGCCAGUCUCAAGAAAUCUGAGAGGGAUGGAAGUUUGAAGCAGCCGAUUUUCUCUGAAAGGAGAAUCUGGAAUGUAAAAACUGUCACAGAGAGGGGGAGGUUACUCUCCAAUGGACCAAAAUACAGGAAGGAAAAGGCCAAAACGGGAAGGAAAAGACAAGGGGAUGUGGUUGCAGUCAGGCAUCAUGGAAACAGACACCACACAGACCCGCCUCAGCAGGAGAACAUCAUCUUGAAGUUCAGUGUGUUACCCACAACCUUCAACUUCGAGGAUGAACCCCACGAGACAAAAACCCCCAACAACCCCGCUCCAGAUGAGACUGAAGAAGAUGAAGGAAAGAGCUCAGUCAAUACUUUCACGAGGGAAAAAGGUUCAUGGAACAAACAUGCGGAGAAGAAGUAUUGUCCUCUGCGUCAAAGCUCCGGCCUUUUCCAGGAGUUCCAAAAGAAAUACAAGAAGCUGAGGCAGCAGGACUAACGUGAAGGAGCAAAAACAGACAGAAAAUGAUUCAUGUUAAACAGUGUUUACAGAAAUUAUGGUUUUCUGUUAUAAAAAGUGAACUGAAGACAGUUUUGUGUCGUCAGCUCUUAGUACUCUGUAAUAUUACCAUCACAUUUGUCUUCCUAAGUGUUCUAAACAGGGCUGUAAAGUCAUUCAGUGAAGGAGCUUUUCUUCAUGUCUUAAAUACCUCAUGCUCAAACCGAGCUUGCAGACAGGCUGAACUGUAAGCAACAUGUUUUUGUUUUUAAUUUUGUCUUUUUACGAUCAGUGUUUAUACUUUAUUUUUAUAUUUGCAUGUAAAGUCAGAUUUUUAUGAGAAAAGAAAUGUUUGCUUUGUGUGUUCUUUGAAAACUGCUUUUACAUUUUCUACAUAAAUUUAUUAUUUUUAC